UGGAAAAAAAUGUGUUCUCUGUUUCUGUGGGCUGCCGAAAGUGGAACUGACUGGAGAACACAGGUACAGAGACAAGAAGUGUCAGAAUAUGAGUUCCAAAUCAAAAUCCAUAGGAAUCGUUGGAGCUCCUUUCUCAAAGGGACAACCACGAGGAGGAGUGGAAGAAGGCCCUGCAGCAUUAAGAAGGGCUGGGUUGCUUGAGAAACUUAAAGAUCUAGAGUGUGAUGUGAAAGAUUAUGGGAACCUGCCCUUUGCGGAUGUUCCUAAUGACACUCCUUUUCAAAUCGUGAAGAAUCCAAGAGCUGUGGGAAAAGCCAAUGAGCAGCUAGCUGGUGUGGUGGCCGAUGUCAAGAAGAACGGAAGAAUCAGUCUUGUGCUGGGAGGAGACCACAGUUUGGCAAUUGGAAGCAUCUCUGGCCAUGCCAAGAUUCACUCGGAUCUCUGUGUAAUUUGGGUAGAUGCUCACACAGAUAUCAACACUCCACAGACAACUUCAAGUGGGAACUUGCAUGGCCAACCUGUGUCUUUCCUCCUGAAGGAAUUAAAGGGCAAGAUUCCCGAUAUACCAGGAUUCUCUUGGGUGACUCCCUGCAUAUCUGCCAAAGAUAUUGUUUAUAUUGGCCUGAGAGACGUGGACCCUGGGGAACACUAUAUUUUGAAAACUUUUGGUAUUAAAUUCUUUUCAAUGACUGAAGUGGAUAGACUGGGAAUUGGCAAAGUGAUGGAAGAAACACUCAGUUAUCUACUGGGAAGAAAGAAAAGGCCAAUUCAUCUGAGCUUUGAUGUUGAUGGACUGGAUCCAUUUUUCACACCGGCUACUGGUACUCCAGUUCCAGGAGGUCUAACAUACAGAGAAGGUCUCUAUAUCACAGAAGAAAUUUGCAAAACAGGGUUACUCUCAGGAUUAGAUAUCAUGGAAGUGAACCCAUCUCUUGGGAAGACACCUGAAGAAGUAACUCGGACGGUGAAUACAGCAAUAGCAAUAACCUUGUCAUGUUUUGGAGUUGCAAGGGAGGGUAACCAUAAGCCUAUAGACUAUCUUAGUCCACCUAAGUAAAUGUGGAAAUAACAUAGAAAAAUCUUAUAGCCAAUGAGCUAAGUAAGCACAUCUAACUUACCUAAAUAUAGCUAUUCUUCAAAAACUUCCAGAAAAAUAUCUUACCUUGUUAAAUAUUAGUAUGAUCAGUAUAAACUUUAUCUAUUCCCUCUUGAUGAAAAUGUCAAGAUAUAGAAAUUCAAACUUUUGUAAAAUUAAAAAUCUUCUGAAAUGUUGCACUGGUGAAG
This is a messenger RNA of Suncus etruscus (white-toothed pygmy shrew), 1284 nucleotides long. RefSeq names its product arginase 1 (gene ARG1). The transcript has 8 exons. The record is from RefSeq and is a predicted model, not a curated record. Gene Ontology annotation, molecular function: manganese ion binding; arginase activity. Bases 89 to 1057 code for a protein of 322 amino acids. Gene Ontology annotation, cellular component: cytoplasm; cytosol; nucleus. Lineage: Eukaryota; Metazoa; Chordata; Mammalia; Eulipotyphla; Soricidae.